Osmerus eperlanus (European smelt) is the source of this 1121-nucleotide messenger RNA. It is a transcript of the gene pigf, whose product is annotated as phosphatidylinositol glycan anchor biosynthesis, class F. Lineage: Eukaryota; Metazoa; Chordata; Actinopteri; Osmeriformes; Osmeridae. The record is from RefSeq and is a predicted model, not a curated record. Bases 129 to 788 code for a protein of 219 amino acids. The transcript has 6 exons. Gene Ontology annotation, cellular component: endoplasmic reticulum membrane. Gene Ontology annotation, biological process: GPI anchor biosynthetic process.
UGUCAAUCACUGUGCCUCCUGACCUUGCGCAGAUGGUUGUAAUCCAUGUUUACGGAAGAGUUUGGAUGAAUAAAGCUUUCCGUCUCUGAUUGACAUAUUGUAAAAGGGGUUGACUUCUUAUCGGCAUCAUGUGGGACCAUGAGAUUAGAGCCAUGGCGUCCUCGCAUGCGAUUGUCGCCUCCUCGGUGUUUAUGGCCACUGUAUUACCUGCGGUGCUUGUGCAGGGGUUUUCGGUAUAUGGCACGCACCUGCUAUGGCUGUACUCAGUGGCCGGUGCUGUGGCUGUGGUCAACAUCGCCGUCUUCUGGCUGCUUGGAAUCAGCCAACCCACCAAGAAACACACAUUGACUUACAAGAUGUCUAGAUUGGUGCGCUCCUGUCUCUAUUGCCUUCUCUCCUGUCUGUUCUUCCACACUGUGGUGGUCCUGUAUGGAGCACCCAUCCUGGAGUCUGCCUUAGAGACAUUCUCUCUGGCAGUGUUGCUGACCACUCUAACCACGCUGAGAUGUCUGUGUGUCCUUGGCCCCAACAUCCAAGCCUGGAUACGAGUAUUCAGCAGACAUGGGGCUAUGUCUGUGUGGGACACUUCUCUUCAGAUUACAGUGGCCUGUACUGUGGUCGGAGCAUGGCUAGGAGCUUUCCCCAUACCCCUGGACUGGGACAGACCAUGGCAGGUGUGGCCAGUUUCCUGCAGUCUCGGUGCUGUGAUUGGUUUUCUGACUGGUCUGGUUGCUGCCCCCAGCUGGAUACACUGGCAUCGCAAACACCUUACGUACAAGAGCAAGUGAUGGAAAAGUGUGUGUGUGGUUCGAGUGUGACUGGAGGGUUUUGAUACAGCCUAAAGCCUGCUGUUAUAGGGUAUGCAUUUAGUGUACCACAACAUUACUUUAACUUAACAAAAUAUGUACUAUACCGGUGUUUUCAGUUCUUCUGCAUUAUGAUAAAUGUGAUUUUAUAAUGAAAUACAAUAAAAAGAGUUUUGAAAGGUCAGUUAAUUACACAACUAAAGUAUUUGUUUCAUUUGGUGUAUGGUGAAUCCUGUCAGGCUUGUUUUAAGACGGAGAAGAAGGUUACUUUUCUGCAAGGAGCCCUUGUUCUACUGUGGUACUGUGGGGUCGAGA